This is a messenger RNA of Arachis ipaensis, 1301 nucleotides long. Its product is annotated as plant cysteine oxidase 4. The record is from RefSeq and is a predicted model, not a curated record. NCBI's taxonomy places the organism in Eukaryota, Viridiplantae, Streptophyta, Magnoliopsida, Fabales, Fabaceae. Gene Ontology annotation, molecular function: oxidoreductase activity, acting on single donors with incorporation of molecular oxygen, incorporation of two atoms of oxygen.
ACAUGUCUUUGGUUUAUUCAUGAUUUCCAAUAUUCACUCUCUCACCCAUAAUCUUUGGAUGUAAAUCUUCAUUGAACAAUGUUUCAUUUUCUUAUUUCCUGGGUGAGAUGAGUUGAUGAAAUUGUUGCGUAGGAAUGAAGCUGUUCCUUUUGCUUUUUUGGUAUAAACAAAAGUGACCCUUCAAGUGGCACUUGUGAAUUCUGAUCCAAGGUUGCAUCAAUUCAGCAUAUUGUUGCUUCAUUUGGUAGCUACUAUUAUGCCAUUUGUUCAGAAAUUGUACGACACUUGCAAGGCUUCCUUUUCUGCUGAUGGACCCAUAUCACAGGAAGCUCUUGAAAAAGUUCGAGCCCUUUUAGAUGAGUUGAAGCCUUCAAAUGUGGGUUUGGAUCAGGAGGCACAGUUGGCGCGUGGAUGGACAAGUUCUUUGAAUGGUAAAAGGGGGCGCAAUGGAAGCCAUAAUUAUCCACCCCCUAUCAAGUACAUCCACUUGCAUGAAUGUGACAAAUUCUCUAUGGGAAUCUUUUGUAUGGCUCCUGGUUCCAUCAUUCCACUGCAUAAUCAUCCUGGGAUGACUGUUUUAAGUAAGCUUCUUUAUGGCUCUUUACAUGCUAGAUCAUAUGAUUGGCUUGAGUUACAGGGCUCUUAUGAUCAUCCUUCUCAAGCAAGACCAGCAACACUAGCAAGAGAUUGUCAAAUGAAAGCACCAUGUGGCACAACAAUACUAUAUCCCAAAAGUGGUGGCAACAUUCAUUGCUUCAAAGCCAUAACCCCUUGUGCUCUCUUUGACAUUCUUUCCCCACCAUACUCAACAGAAAAUGGAAGACACUGCUCCUAUUUCCGAAGGUCUCCUCCUAUCAAAGAUCUUCCAAGUGUUGAGUUAGAUAAAGCAUCUGAAGUGACAUGGUUAGAGGAGACUCAACCGCCGGAGAACUUGGUGGUUAAGAGAGGGCAGUACAUAGGCCCUACUAUAAGAAGACAUUGACGGCCGAGAUAACUAUAACUAGUUUGUAUUUUGGUGGAAUCUCAGGUGCAGUCGACUUUACGUGAAGUUGAUAACUGAGAGUCGAUAGAUGAUUUGACUGAUUUGACUAAAUUUUCAUGUAACAGCUCUCAACUAUCAACUUCACGUGAAGUCGACUACAACUGAGUUUUCACCUUAUAUUUUAUAUAACACAAGUCACUCGUGUUUCAAAGUCAAUAAUAAUGUGACAUCUGCUUUCUAUUACUGCUAAUUGUACAUACUAUGACAUAUAUGAUGCCACUGAUCGUGAAUCUUAAUUAUGCUAAUCAAUCUUUCUCUA